AGCCCAGAAGUUUACAUGGAAAGGUAGUGGCCAUUGUGGUGACAUCUAUUGUGGUCAUGUCGCUUCUGAUUAUGAUCCCCUUGGUGUGUUGGUUGGUGAUUAGAAAGAGAAGAAGAGGAGACGACAUUCAAAUCAGUGACGAAGAAAAAGUAGAAUUAUCCAUCUUUGAUAUGGUCACCAUUAGCAGGGCAACUAACAAGUUUUGUGAUGCAAAUAAAAUUGGAGAAGGUGCUUUUGGGCCUGUUUACAAGGGCCUGCUAUCAACGGGAAAGGAAAUAGCGGUCAAACGGCUCUCAACUAUCUCAAAACAAGGUCUUAGUGAAUUCAAUAGUGAAGUGGCUUUGAUUGCUAAACUUCAACACCGUAAUCUGGUCAGGCUUUUGGGAUGUUGCAUCCAUGAAGAAGAAAGAAUGUUAAUUUACGAGUACAUGCCCAAUGGAAGCUUGGAUUCUCUCAUAUUUGGUGUAGAAAGCACAAGAAGUAAAUCACUCACAUGGAGGAGGCGCUUAGAUAUUAUUGUUGGGAUUGCUCAAGGAGUUCUUUAUCUACAUCGAGAUUCAAGAUUGAGAAUUAUUCAUAGGGAUCUCAAAGCUAGCAAUGUCUUAUUGGAUUGUGAGAUGAAUCCUAAAGUUUCAGAUUUUGGCCUGGCUAGGGCCUUUGGAGGAGAUCAAUCAUCCGCAAAGACAAGAAGGGUGGUUGGAACUUAGUAAGUGGAAUACUCUUUUUCCUUGUACAAGCUUAGCUAAGAGAAGCCACAAGAUUUUUGAGUACAUCUCUAAAGCUUGUUUUGCACUAAUUUCUAAAUUGUUUGGUAAUGGUAUGCAACGGUUACAUGUCACUGGAAUAUGU
Messenger RNA from Camellia sinensis, 849 nucleotides. The record is from RefSeq and is a predicted model, not a curated record. NCBI's taxonomy places the organism in Eukaryota, Viridiplantae, Streptophyta, Magnoliopsida, Ericales, Theaceae.